Messenger RNA from Notothenia coriiceps (black rockcod), 315 nucleotides. RefSeq names its product copine-9-like. NCBI's taxonomy places the organism in Eukaryota, Metazoa, Chordata, Actinopteri, Perciformes, Nototheniidae. Gene Ontology annotation, biological process: cellular response to calcium ion. The record is from RefSeq and is a predicted model, not a curated record. The annotation marks the transcript as partial. Gene Ontology annotation, molecular function: calcium-dependent phospholipid binding. Gene Ontology annotation, cellular component: plasma membrane. The transcript is spliced from 4 exons.
UGGGAUACCUGGGAAGAAAUGUGGAAGCAUCAUCUUCACAGCCGAGGAGCUCAGUAACUGCAGAGACAACGCCACCAUGCAGCUUUGUGCCAACAAACUGGAUAAAAAAGAUUUCUUCGGCAAGUCUGACCCUUUCCUCGUCUUCUACCGGAGCAACGAGGACGGAACGUUCACGAUCUGCCAUAAGACUGAGGUGAUCAAGAACAAUCUGAACCCUGUCUGGCAGCCGUUCACCAUCCCUGUGCGAGCGCUCUGUAAUGGAGACUAUGACAGGACAGUCAAGGUGGACGUAUACGACUGGGACAGAGACGGGAG